This is a messenger RNA of Terrapene triunguis (Three-toed box turtle), 2264 nucleotides long. It is a transcript of the gene SOST, whose product is annotated as sclerostin. The coding region runs from base 61 to 702 and encodes 213 amino acids. The record is from RefSeq and is a predicted model, not a curated record. Gene Ontology annotation, molecular function: BMP binding. NCBI's taxonomy places the organism in Eukaryota, Metazoa, Chordata, Testudines, Emydidae. The transcript has 2 exons. Gene Ontology annotation, biological process: ossification; negative regulation of BMP signaling pathway; negative regulation of Wnt signaling pathway.
GCCUUUGCCUGGGAUUUGAGACUGUGAGAGUGCUGAAAGGUGAAUCUCUGGGCUGCCACUAUGCAGAUCUCUUGGGCUGUGUGCUCUAUCUGUGUCCUGAUCCAAAUUGCUGUACGCUCAGUAGAAGGGUGGCAAGUGUUUAAAAAUGAUGCCACAGAAAUCAUCCCUGAGCUCCCUGAAAAUACAGAAACACCAGUGGAGCAGACUAACAGCAACAACAACACAAUGAACCAGGCAAAACACGGGGGAAGACAGCCACAGCCGUCUCUGGAUCCGAACGAUGCCUCAGAUUUCAGCUGCAGAGAGCUGCGCUACACACGGUAUGUCAUUGAUGGGCCCUGCCGCAGCUUCAAGCCCAUAAAGGAGCUGGUCUGCUCAGGCCAGUGUUUCCCCUCCCACCUCCUCCCUAACUCUAUUGGCAGAGGAAAGUGGUGGCGCCAGAAUGCCCUGGAUUACCGCUGCAUUCCCGCGCACGCUCGCACUCAGCGCAUCCAGCUGGCCUGCCCCCAGGAAGAGACUCGGACUUACAAAAUCCGAGCUGUCACCGCAUGUAAAUGCAAGCGCUACACUCGCUACCACAACCAGUCUGAGCUGAAGGACUUCGGGAAGGAAACCAUCAGGCCUCAGAAAAACAAGAAGCCUCGUCUCUCCAGAGCAAGGGGCAGCAAAUCCAACCAGCCUGAACUAGAAAAUGCCUAUUAGAAGGUCCCUUCUGAGAGGUACCGCCCAACAGCUCUGGAUAUUUUGCAUUUCAUCAAAUGGCAGAGACAGACAGGCCACAGAGUAAGGUUCUGAAUGCAGUGGAAUCCCAUUCCUCCUGCAACGCUAGGACAAGGGCUCGCAUAGUCAAAACUAUCAGAUUCUAACAGCUGUGGUCUGAUGAAAGAGAGAAAUUGAGCUGGUGGGAGCAGCACCUAAAUUCAAUCUGAAAGGAGAGUUAGCCUGGGAAUUUGCAUGGGGUUUUGUGGUGUGCACACUGAGGAAGGCAGAGGAAGCAAAGGUAUUAUGGUGACUGUUCCAUAUAUUACACUUUGCAAGAGGUCAUUAUCCUUACUUUGUCCGAACAGAGCCUUGAAAGCGCUCUCAAAACCACUUCAGGCAGGACAAGAACAAGAGUAGGGAAACAACAGGAGAAGAGUCAGCAAGCUUUGACUGAGUUUUAGGAAGUAGCAAUAGCAGACUAAGGAAAUUCAAAUGUUUUAGUGAAAGAGAAUAAAGUCCUGCCAGAUUUCUGCAUGCCCAAGUAAUUUCCUUAAAUGAGGAGAAACAUGAGUCAAACAUGAAAUUUGUGAUCCCAAAGUGCAAGUAUAAAUGUGAAUCUGAGCCAUUCCAUAUCUUUACUCUUAUAGUACAAGACUCAACAGAUUUAAGGUUGAGAUUUGACACCAUCAGAAAUGACUUUGGGAUAUUGCUCAGUUGCUGGAGAAUGAGGCAGAUGGCCACAUGGAGGCCCCUCCCAAACCCCAUAACUCUAUGAUGUUCAUCUUUUAAACAGAUAUAUGGAGGGCCAAACAUAUUUUUCCUAGAGUUUUUCAAACUACUUCUAACACAGCUGAGUAAUUUACAGUGAGGGCCAAUAGGAAGGAUACAAAGUAUUUGCCUUACUCCUCCAAAAGCAAAUUAACUUUAGCAUCAGAGCUGAGAUGUCAGCUUCUUAUGUUCUCUGUUCUGCAAAGUUUGGAUCAUCUGACCAUAUGUUCUGUUUUGCUGGACUGGGCAUGGCAGGUUCUGAGGGUAAGGUGCUGGUUCCAUAUUAGCGUGAGCCUAUGCUAAUUUGAAAACCAGUGAACUCCUUCGGAGAAGUCUUGGCUAUGUGCAGUUCAGUUUGACAAUGUCUUUCCUUUUAAAUAGCUUCACACCAUUCAUACAUGUGUUUGUGUUUUUACAUUAAAGGGUAUUAUUGGAAAGUUAAUAUUCAAAUGCUGUACAUAUGCUUUAGGACUGCAAACCGUAGUAUCACAUAAUACAAAAUUUGGAUGGAAAAUAAUUCCUUGCUGUUCUUAUUUUCUGUGUACAGUUGACGUAAAAAUCUUCUAAGAUGUGAGUUUAAAACUUUGGUAGAUUUUGCAACUAUUUUAAGUGGAACCAGAAUCUAAAUGUGAAAGCUAUUGUUUCAAAGAGUAAGUUACAUAUUUAUUUUCUCAUGUAAAUUAUUUAUGCAAAGUUUUUUCUUGUAGAGAAUGAGAAGUAAUACUGCUUGCAAAAUGUUAGUCUGUUAUUUCAGAUUUUAAAUAUAUUGUUAAUAAAGUAGUGACAAUGAGUAA